Molecule: messenger RNA, 7244 nt
Organism: Pocillopora verrucosa
Lineage: Eukaryota; Metazoa; Cnidaria; Anthozoa; Scleractinia; Pocilloporidae
Source: RefSeq, a predicted model, not a curated record
AUGUGUUUGUUCUUACGACUCCUUCUAAUUGUUUUUAUAAGCACUCAGCUCUUAAAAGAAGCAGCAACAACAACAAACACAAAAGUAACAAAAUCAACAGCAGUCACGACUUUUACAAACACAUCACAAACAGCAAAAUCAGAAAUGGAAAUAGGUACAAAUGUAGCACAAACAAGCCUUCCCUCCGUGAACGAAAUCACUUCAACUCAACCAAAGUCACCAUCUUCAGGAUUUUUACAGAUACCAUCGUCUUCCCAGUCGGGAAAAACAGCACAAUUGGUAUCUACGACAAUACAUACAACAACAAUAACCCAGAGAUUUUCUGCUCCGUCAAGUUUGCAAAUCUCCACUGAAAACCGAACCAUACCGACGAGAACGGCGACAGAAAUGAACACCACGUCAAGUGUAAACACAGCAACAACCGCUUUCCCACAUAUACAUAACACUCUCAUCUCGUCUUCAACGAGCUGCAAGUCCCGGCCAGAGAGUGUUUCGCAGUCGACACCCUCUGCAGAUCUCAAUGCAACACAAAGUAAAGCGUCAAGCUACAUAACUGGUGUUCCAAACCCAACGCUGUCUAUCAAUUCAAGUUACGCAACGUCGCUAAUGAUCUUCCCAAGCUCAAACGCCACCACAACUCAAGCCGUACAUUUUACAAGCGAUCAUUCGACGAAAGAGUCUUCUUCUCUUCUGGUCGCUCCUCUAACUACAGCACAGACAAGCUCUCUCUCCGUGAAAGAUAUAACCACAACUCAACGAAACGCACAAUCUUCAGUCGUAUUACAUAUACCAUCGUCUUUCCAGUCGGGAAAAACAACACAGUCGGCAUCUCCAACAAUAAAUGCAACAACAGCAGGCCAAAGACUUUCUCCUUCGUCAGGUUUUCAAAUCUCCAGUAACAACCAAACCACAAUGAACACCACGUCAAGUGUAGACGCAAGAACAAACGCCGUCUCAAACGCACAAAACGCUCUCAUCUCGUUUUCAAUGAGCCGCAAGUCCCGGCUAAAGAGUGUUUUACAGUCGACGCCCUUCGCAGAUCUCAAUGCAACACGACGUAAAGCUUCAGGCUACACAACUGGUGAUCUUAACCGGACGCUGUCUCUCCAUUCAAGUUACGCAAUGUCACCUAUGACAUUCACAAAGUCAGGCGCCGCAAAAACUCAAGCAGUGUAUUUCACAAGCGAUCAUACAAUAAAAGAGAGUUCUUACCUUCUGUUCGCUCCUUCAACUACAGCAUCAGAAAACUCUCCCUCCGUGAAAAGCACCACCUCAACCCAACAAAAGUCAUCAUCUUCAGGAGUAUUACAGAUACCAUCGUCUUCCCAGUCGGGAAAAACAACACAAUCGGCAUCUACAACAACAAAUGCAACAACAGCAACCCAAACAUUUUCUUUUCGGUCAAGUUUCCAAAUUUCCAGUAACAACCAAACUAGACCGAUGACAACCGCAACCGCAAUGAACACCACGUCAAGUGUAGACGCAGGAACAAACGCCGUCUCACAUGUACAAAAUACUCUCAUCUCGUUUUCAAUGAGCCACAAGUCCCGGCCAAAGAGUGUUUUACAGUCGACACCCUUCGGAGAUCUCAAUGUAACACAAAGUAAAGCUUCAAGCUACACAACAAGUGUUCUUAACCGGACGCUGUCUCUCCAUUCAAGUUACGCAAUGUCGCCUAUGACCUUCACAAAGUCAGAUGCCGGCACAACUCAAGCCGUGUAUUUCACUAGCGAUCAUACGUUGAAAGAGAGUUCCCCACUUCUGGUCGCUCCUUCAACUACAGCAUCAAAAAGCUCUCCUUCCGUGAACGGUACCACCACAACUCAACAAAAGUCAUCAUCUUCAGGAGUAUUACAGAUACUAUCGUUUUUCCAGUCGGGACAAACAACAAAAUCGGCAUCUACAACAAUAAAUGCAACAACAGCAACCCAAAGAUUUUCUCCUUCGUCAAGUUUCCAAAUCUCCAGUAACAACCGAAGCAGAUCGAUGACAACGGCAACCGCAAUGAACACCACGUCAAGUGUAGACGCAGGAACAAACGCCGUCUCACAUGUACAAAAUAUUCUCAUCUCGUUUUCAAUGAGCCGCAAGUCCCGGCCAAAGAGUGUUUUACAGUCGACACCCUUCGAAGAUCUCAAUACAACACAAAGUAAAGCUUCAAGCUACACAACUGGUGUUCUUAACCGGACACUGUCUCUCCAUUCAGGUUACGCAAUGUCGCCUAUGACCUUCACAAAGUCAGGCGCCGGCACAACUCAAGCCGUGUAUUUCACAAGCGAUCAUGCGUUGAAAGAGAGUUCUUCCCUUCUGGUCACUCCCCCAACUACAGCAUCAAAAAGCUAUCCCUCCGUGAACGGCACCAUCCCAACUCAACAAAAGUCAUCAUCUUCAGGAGUAUUACAGAUAUCAUCGUCUUUGCAGUCGGGACAAUCAACACAAUCGGUAUCUACGACAAUAAAUGCAACAACAGCAACCCAAACAUUUUCUCCCUCGUCAAGUUUCCAAAUCUCUAGUAACAACCAAAGCAGACCAAUGACAACAGCAACCGCAAUGAACACCACGUCAAGUGUAGACGCAGGAACAAACGUCGUCUCACAAGUACCAAACACUCUUAUCUCGUUUUCAAUGAGCCGCAAGUCUCGGCCAAAGAGUGUUUUACAGUUGACACCAUUCGCAGAUCUCAAUGCAAUACAAAGUAAAGCUUCAAGUUACACAACUGGUGUUCUUAACCGGACGCUGUCUCUCCCUUCAAGUUACGCGAUAUCGCCUUUGACCUUCACAAAGUCAGGCGCCGAAACAACUCAAGUUGUGUAUUUCACAAGCGAUCAUACAAUAAAAGAGAGUUCUUACCUUCUGAUCACUCCUUCAACUACAGCAUUAGAAAACUCUCCCUCCGUGAACGGCACCACCCCAAGUCAACAAAAGUCAUCAUCUUCAGGAGCAUUACAGAUACCAUCGUCUUCCCGGUCGGGACAAACAACACAAUCGGCAUCUACAACAACAAAUGCAACAACAGCAACCCGAACAUUUUCUUUUCGGUCAAGUUUUCAAAUUUCUAGUAACAACCAAACUAGACCGAUGACAACCGCAACCGCAAUGAACACCACGUCAAGUGUAGACGCAGGAACAAACGCCGUCUCACAUGUACAAAAUACUCUCAUCUCGUUUUCAAUGAGCCACAAGUCCCGGCCAAAGAGUGUUUUACAGUCGACACCCUUCGGAGAUCUCAAUGCAACACAAAGUAAAGCUUCAAGCUACACAACAAGUGUUCUUAACCGGACGCUGUCUCUCCAUUCAAGUUACGCAAUGUCGCCUAUGACCUUCACAAAGUCAGGCGCCGGCACAACUCAAGCCGUGUAUUUCACAAGCGAUCAUACGAUGAAAGAGAGUUUUCCCCUUCUGGUCGCUCCCCCAACUACAGCAUCAAAAAGCUCUCCCUCCGUGAACCGGACCCCCACAACUCAACAAAAGUCAUCAUCUUCAGGAGUAUUACAGAUACCAUCGUCUUUCCAGUCCGGAGAAAAAGCACAAUCAGCAUCUACAACAAUAAAUGCAACAACAGCAACCCAAAGAUUUUCUCCUUCGUCAAGUUUCCAAAUCUCCAGUAACAACCGAAGCAGAUCGAUGACAACGGCAACCGCAAUGAACACCACGUCAAGUGUAGACGCAGGAACAAACGCCGUCUCACAUGUACAAAAUAUUCUCAUCUCGUUUUCAAUGAGCCACAAGUCCCGGCCAAAGAGUGUUUUACAGUCGACACCCUUCGAAGAUCUCAAUACAACACAAAGUAAAGCUUCAAGCUACACAACUGGUGUUCUUAACCGGACACUGUCUCUCCAUUCAAGUUACGCAAUGUCACCUAUGACCUUCACAAAGUCAGGCGCCGGCACAACUCAAUCCGUGUAUUUCACAAGCGAUCAUGCGUUGAAAGAGAGUUCUUCCCUUCUGGUCGCUCCCCCAACUACAGCAUCAAAAAGCUCUCCCUCCGUGAACGGCACAGUCCCAACUCAACAAAAGUCAUCAUCUUCAGGAGUAUUACAGAUAUCAUCGUCUUUGCAGUCGGGACAAACAACACAAUCAGCAUCUACAACAAUAAAUGCAACAACAGCAACCCAAACAUUUUCUCCCUCGUCAAGUUUCCAAAUCUCUAGUAACAACCAAAGCAGACCAAUGACAACAGCAACCGCAAUGAACACCACGUCAAGUGUAGACGCAGGAACAAAUGCCGUCUCACAAGUACCAAACACUCUUAUCUCGUUUUCAAUGAGCCGCAAGUCUCGGCCAAAGAGUGUUUUACAGUUGACACCAUUCGCAGAUCUCAAUGCAAUACAAAGUAAAGCUUCAAGUUACACAACUGGUGUUCUUAACCGGACACUGUCUCUCCCUUCAAGUUACGCGAUAUCGCCUUUGACCUUCACAAAGUCAGGCGCCGAAACAACUCAAGUUGUGUACUUCACAAGCGAUCAUACGAUGAAAGAGAGUUCUUCCCUUCUGGUCGCUCCCCCAACUACAGCAUCAAAAAGCUCUCCCUCCGUGAACGGCACCAUCCCAACUCAACAAAAGUCAUCAUCUUCAGGAGUAUUACAGAUACCAUCGUCUUUCCAGUCGGGACAAACAACACAAUCGGCAUCUACAACAAUAAAUGCAACAGCAACCCAAAGAUUUUCUCCUUUGUCAAGUUUUCAAAUCUCCAGUAACAACCAAACCAGACCAAUGAGAAAGGCGACAGCAAUGAACACCACGCCAGUUGUAGACGCAGGAACAACCGUCGUCUCACAUGUACCAAACACUCUUAUCUCGUUUUCAAUGAGCCGCAAGUCUCAGCCAGAUAGCAUUUUGCAGUCGAGAACCUCUGCAGAUCUCAAUGCAACACAAAGUAAAGCUUCAAGCUACACAACUGGUGUUCCAAACCUAACGCUGUCUAUCAAUUCAAGUUACGCAACAUCAACGAUGUUCUUCACAAACUCAAGUGCCGCCACAACACAAGCUGUGUAUUUCGUAAGCGAUCAUUCGCCGAAAGAGAGUUCUACUUUUCCGGUCGCUCUUUCAACUACAGCACAAACAAGCUCUCCCUCUGUGAACAGGAUCACCCCAACUCAACAAAAGUCACCAUAUUCAAGAGUAUUAAAGAUACCAUCGUCUUCCCAGUCGAGACAAACAACACAAUCGAUAUCUACAACUUUAAAUGCAACAACAGCAACCCAAAGAUUUUCUCCUUCGUCAAGUUUCCAAAUCUCCAGUAACAACCAAACCAGACCAAUGAGAACGGCGACAGCAAUGAACACCACGUUAAGUGUAGACGCAGGAACAACCGCCGACUCACAUGUACAAAACACUCUCACCUCGUUUUCAACGAGCCGCAAGUCUCAGCCAGAGAGCGUUUUGCAGUCGAGACCCUCUGCAGAUCCCAAUGCAACACAAAGUAAAGCUCCAAACCACACAGCUGGUGUUCCAAACCGAACGCUGUCUAUCAAUUUAAGUUACACAACAUCCCCAUUGAUCUUCACAAACUCAGGCGCUGCAACAACUCAGGUCUUGUAUUUCACAGGCAAUCAUUUGACGAAAGAGAGUUCUUCCCUUCUGGUCGCUCCUUCUACUACAGCACAAACAAGCUUUACCCCCGUGAAUGGUAUCACCCCAACUCAACAAAAGUCUUCAUCUUCACGAGUAUUACAGAUACAGUCUUCUUCUCAGUCGGGACAGGGGAACAUCGACGCAGGAACAACCGCCGUCCCACAUGUACAAAACACUCUCAUCUCGUUUUCAACGAGCCGCAAGUCCCAGCCACAGAGUAUUUUGCAGUCGGCACCCUCUGCAGAUCUCAAUGCAACACAAAGUAAAGCCUCAAGUUACACAACUGGUAUUCCAAACCGAAAGCUGUCUAUUAAUUCAAGUUACGCAACGUCGACGAUGAUCUUCUCAAACACAGGCGCCACCACAACUCAAGCCGUGUACUUCACAAGCAAUCAUUUGACGAAAGAGAGUUCUUCCCUUCUGGCCGCUCCUUUAACUACAGCACAAGCAAGCUCUCCCUCUGUGAACGGUAUCACCCCAACUCAACUAAAGUCACCAUCUUUAGGUGUGUUACAGAGACCACUGUCUUCCCGGUGGGGACAAACAAUACAAUUGUUAUCUACGACAUUAAACCGAAAGCUGUCUAUCAAUUCAAGUUACGGAACGUCGCUGAUAAUCUUCAAAAACUUGGGCUCCGCUACAACUCAAGCUACGUAUUUCAGAAGCGAUCAUUCGACGAAAGAGAGUUCUUUACUUCUGGUCGCUCCUACAACUACAGCUUCUUCCACAAAGCUGACCUCGACAAUCUCAGUUUCAGUGUCGCUUAACUGGACAGACUGGUCCGUGGACUCAAGUGACUGUCAGCGGCACUGUUCAAAUGUGGGAGGAACUGUGACUGCGAGUCGUCAUUGCUAUUCUCAUACAGUGACGUUCAAAGAAAGCAUCUGUACCAAAUACAGAACCUUAACUCAAGUGUUUAAAUGUGGCCAACCACAUUGUCCAAUCUCAGGAACAACAUUGUUAGGAUUGUCCAUCUCAACAGUGGUAGUCGGGACUUUGCUUCAUAUGUUGCCGAACUUUUUCGGGGGUUAAGACUUCAACGAACUUUAUAACGUCAACGUUUGUGUCUUGCUCUCUUAGCAUGAGGGUUUGCUUUAAAGAGUGUGGGAGAGUCAUGAUCGCAGAGGCGUAGACAAAAUGUAGUUUAAAUUUCUUAGACUAUUUUAAGACCUCUAACGUUUAUAUUUAUAGUAUAGUAUCAUGAGAAUAGUCAAGAGAUUACAAAUGUCUUGAUGGUAUAAAUGUUUUUAUACGCUUUAUAAAAAAACGAUGUAGUGCUAGAUGAUACUUAGCAAGAAAAAAAUAAGUUUUUACAUUGAGUCAAUAGUUACCGAGUUAUUGUAACGUGCAAAAAGAGAAGAGAAAACACCAAAUCUACUUCUGUUAACCAUCCCAAUUCAUGAAGAAAGGGAAACAAUCAUAUUCACUUCAACAGAAAAAAAUGAGCCUUAGCUAUGGACGGAACGUCUGAACAUACAAGUAUUCAAUACUACGAUGAUUUCUCAAGGCCAGUUCACGUAUAUCAAACGUUAAUGUCUCAUUUUACCAUGAGGAUAAAGAGUGUAGGGAUGCAUUUUGACUAGCACAUUGUAAUACUCGGCACUGUCAGAAAUUGAUGUUUCAAGGCGGUUUUUGUCUCUAAGGUUCAAACCGGUGUUCUGAAGCUUAAC